AUGAAUAACAAUGCCAUUCUCGAACCCUUUGAAGAUGUUUCCGACUCUACGGACUGGCUAUCGACUCCUCUCUCUGGGGUCGCCGCUGUUGAGGCGGCGCUACGCUGUCAGGUCUGUAAAGACUUUUACAAGACACCGAUGUUAACAUCCUGUAACCACACAUUUUGUUCGAUAUGUAUUCGCCGAGCGCUCUCUAACGACGGGAAAUGCCCUCUAUGUCGUACUUCCGAGCAAGAAAUGAAACUACGAAGCAAUUGGUCCAUGGAAGAGGUCGUUGUCGCAUUUACGAAAACACGUCCUGAUGUUCUACUUUUCGCAAAAAGGUCACAGGAUGCUAUAACUGAGCCGGGGAAAAGGAAGCUAGGGGAGACAGAAGACUCAGAUUCAGCAAGCCAAAGAUCAGGGAAGAGACUACGAUCUUCAACGAGAUUAAGCAAGUCGAGAAGCAUGGAGAUGACAUCCGAAAUGGCACGUCUAGAAGCCGACGUCCCCUACCAAGACCUUACAGACUUCGAACCAAACGACGGCCUAGUCGCAUGCCCAAUCUGCUUACUGCGCAUGAAACCGCUUCAAGUCGAUAGACACCUCGAUACUUCAUGUCCAGGCGAACCACAACCACAGAGAACACCCUCGAAGCCUCCAUCACGAUCUACAAGCAUACCAAACGCCUUUUCCUCCUCGUCCUCGCCUAAAAAGGCAUCAGCUAGAAAUUUCGAGCGCUUGCCCGCAGUAAACUAUUCCAUGCUUAAAGAACCUCAAUUACGGAAAAAACUACAAGAACAGGGACUAUCGGCAGCGGGGGGUAGGCAGAUGCUGGAGAAAAGACAUAAAGAGUGGACGACAAUAUGGAACGCGAAUUGCGACUCGCAAUACCCGCGGCGGAAAGGGGAUUUACUACAUGAUCUCGACGUAUGGGAGCGCACGGUAGGUAGCCGCGCGCCGACAAAUUCAAGAACGCUCAGCCUAGGCGCGCAGAUCAAGGACAAGGACUUCGAUGGCGCGGCGUGGGCUUCCAAGCACGAUAACUCGUUUAAAGAUCUAAUAGCUAAUGCUAGGCGGAACAAGGUACUGAUGGGACGGAAAAGUAGUGAAGACGAGAAGCCGGGAAGCGGGAUGCAGAGCAAAGAUGGAAAUAAGGGGAACGAGCCAACUCCGCAGCCAGAUUCGGAGAUGAUAUCAUCGUUAGAACACUCAGAACCACAAGAACAAGUCGAUUCCGUCACGCAAGCGACCGGGAUAAUCGAUUUAACAGGCGAAAUCGCAUCUUCCAACGCCUCAGCUGCGGUGCUUUCAGAUGAGGGAGAAGGAAGGGUAGAUCUAGACGCGUCGUCUAGAACGACGGUGAUAUCGUGA
Messenger RNA from Daldinia childiae, 1353 nucleotides. Its product is annotated as Postreplication repair E3 ubiquitin-protein ligase rad18. Bases 1 to 1353 code for a protein of 450 amino acids. Lineage: Eukaryota; Fungi; Ascomycota; Sordariomycetes; Xylariales; Hypoxylaceae. Gene Ontology annotation, cellular component: nucleus; Rad6-Rad18 complex. The transcript has a single exon. Gene Ontology annotation, biological process: protein monoubiquitination; DNA damage tolerance. The record is from RefSeq and is a predicted model, not a curated record. Gene Ontology annotation, molecular function: single-stranded DNA binding; ubiquitin protein ligase activity.